CUUCGACGUUCACCCGCUACUAAGCGACGCCCGCAGCCCCCUCCCCCCCUCGUCAGCAUACAGAGACUAGCUGGCUCCUGAUCAUUCAACAGCGCCGGCCUUGGCCCACGCUCACGCCCACGCCCACGCUCUCUGCCAUGGCGUUGCCGCCUGCGCAUCAGCAGCAGCCACCAAAGCGUCAGCCGGGAGUCACUGGCCUCUAUCGUGCGCCGACGUGGGCUCGUAAUAUCGACUUUGGCAACUCUUUCGAUCUAGGCAUCUCUCCAGGUGCAACGGAGGCUUCUCCAUCUCCCACCACUCCAACUUCUCCGACUACUCCUCACCGUACGACGAGCCCUCGCACACCCCCCAAGGACGCAGGGGCCGAUGUGAGAGCUCCCCAGGGAAGAUCUAGCGCAUCGUCGAGCCCCAGAGCAUCUUUUGCAGUCAGAAUGUCGCCGCAAGCCUUUCGUGAGCAGCAGCUGAGGCAGCCUUACGAUGGUCAGCCGAGUGGUGUCCGAUCUGCAGACAACAGCCCCUUGUCAUCGCAGAUCAAAAAGCAGGGAUGGUCUACAACGCCUCAACGGCUAGGAACGCCAGAGGAGAGAAGCGUGACGGCCAGCAUGACGCCUACCGCAGUCGCGACGCCCAAAGCUCAGCCCUUGAUGGGUUCGAGCGCUGCUUAUGGCUCCUUCGCACCAGAUUCGACGAAUGUAGCAGGGCCUUCACAUUCACGUACUCCGUCCGGACAGUACUUUGGCUCUUCUGCAGACCUAUACGCCCAGCCAGAGAUGCCUGCGCAAUCUCCAGCGAGCUUUACAAGACCACUCAGUUCAUUGAGCAUGGAGAGUAGUGGCGCACGAUUGGCCAAUCUCAGUGGAGCUAGCGGACCAGGCGAAGGUAGUCACCACACGCAUGGGACGGGCGAGAGCAACACCAACAAAAGGGCGUCAGUCUUGUCUUUUCAGACGGCUUUGAGCGGCCCCACAUACGCCAAGAGCGUUGAAGGUCUCAAUGGCGGAGCCGCGACCCCAACAUCUGCGCAGCUUGGACCACAGAUCGCGAGAGGGCAAGGGCAAGCGGCAAGCGGGUCCAGCGGGGGCGUUGGCAUCGGUGCAGAGGACGGAGUGGAAGUGAUGAGUUCAAAGUACGCCAACGGCCCUCCAGCUGCGAGCUCAUCAGAUCUCAAUCUGCCAGGAGGAUGGGCUAGUGGAUCCGCCGCUAGCAGGAGGAAUUCACCAGCGUUGAGGAAGCUGGAGCUGAGUACGGCGGGCAACGAGGUACGAAGGCAGUCCAUGGCAUCCCCGUCGACGGCGAGCACGAAGCAGAGCCCUGCGAUGACACCUCAAUCGCCCCUGUCGCCGACCAAUUUUGUCGCUCAAGGUAUCGUGUCCGAUGAGUCUGCCGAGCAGACCAGUUUGGAACGCCAACGUACGCUGAAGGCAGCUCACAGCCGGGUAGCUUCAGACUCACUUCAAUUGAAGGAGCAACCACAGACGCCUGCAGUAGCAGCGCGUUCCGCGGCGACACCUCUCCCGCCACCAGCAGUCCCAGACAAGGAGCCUGCCCCCUCGCUCCCUGCCAAGGAAUCUCCCUCACCACCAGCAAAGCCCGUCAACCUCACUUCUCCCCUCUCCGACAGUGUGAUACCCCCUCCUCUACCAAGCAACGUUGCGGCCAAGACUCCCUUGAUGAUGGCACCAGCAAAUCUUUCGUCUCCAGUUUCCGACUUUCGCACCAGGCCCCUCGUCAACGUGACGCCAGCGAUGCAAGCAGCAGGUGUGGCCUCGCUUCAGGAACAAAAAGGAUUAGCGGGACUCGGGGCUCACAAUGUUGCGGGUCCAGCUCAGCGCCAGGAGGUCACGCCGUCUGAUGGCGAGGAGGAGAAUACCGAUGUCGCAAAUAGGCGGCCUCGUGCAGGUUCCAAUGCUGGGAUGCUGCCACGUGCUGCUCUCGUCGAGGCGCCUACUGUCCCCGAACCACUUGGCCGAUCAUCGAUGGAAGACAGCGCCGAGACUCCAUCACGCGAGCCCAGCCCGCCGCCAGAAGGAGAGAUCGAGGCGAGGGCAGAGUGGGAGCGAGCAAUGAUGAAGCGCAAGCAGAAGAGCGACAAACCAAGUGACGCCGCUGGCAGACGAACGACGCUGCGGGGACAGCUCAAGCCGCUCCAGCUGGUGCCCAACGAGGCGGGGGGUCGACAGAAGCAGCCGUCAUCGCCCUACGACGGGAUGUCUGGCAUUUCCGGGUCCUCCCCAAUCUCGGAUCGUCUCAACGGUGCGCCGAGCGGAGCUAUUAGCACGCAGCAGCUCCAACGCCAGCAAGCGCGAGACCAGCGACGCAGCGUAGGCGCCAUCAAUCUGGCCAUGGGCGGCGGCAAUGACUUUGCCCUUGGCAGCAACGGGCCGUAUCCCUCGUUUCCUUCUCCCUCCACGACUGCCACUCCUGGAGGAGCCGGUAUUGCCGGUGGUCGCGUGUACCCCGGUAUGAUUCCACAGCGCAGUCUGGUUCCGCCGUUCGAGCUGCAGCAGCGCCCAGACGGUCUGCUUUCGGGAUUGAUUGGACCCGAUGGAGUGCGGCGCAGCGUCAACGACCCAGAAGUCUGCCUUGAAUGUAUGAUGAGGGACGAGGAUAUGAUUGAUGUUCAUGUUGUUGGGCCUGGUUUGUGGGAGAGGGAGAGCGAUCGCGACUUUGACGAUGCCCUGCGUACCGAAGCCGAGGACGAUGCGCGGCGCGCAGCAGAUCGCGAGAGAGGCAGUUCAGCGACAGGCGAGGAUCAAGGCAGCCUUGCAGGACAUAGCAGCUCGCAGCAGCAUGGCCAGCCGACCUCGUCCUCAUCAGGUCGGGCUCCUCGAACCAAGAUCCGCGUCAAGCGCGUGGGCCAGCACGAUCCACUGUCGGCUGACCGCCUCAAGCUGCACACUCAAAUGAAUCCGCCAGCGUCGUCUCAUCGCUGGAGGACGCUGCAGAAUUUCUUGUCUGUCCAAGCAAAGUAUAUUGCGAUGGAGCAGCAGGCGAGACAGGAGGAAUGGGAGCGUACUCAUCCGGUCGAGGCGAAGAUGGCCAAGGAGCGUGCUGCCACGAUUGCCAUGGCUCGCACCGGCUCAAACGACACGGCUCCAUCGGAUCGGAUGCCGGGUGCCGGCUUGUCCAACCGUAAGAGCAUCUCGCGGAAUCGCAGCGCCUCUGCACUUCUCAGUGGUCCCGGCGCCGGUCGUGCUCAGCUCAUCAACGACGAGGACUUGGGUCCCGAGGAAAGGAUGCUCAAGGAGCGCGAUGUGGCCUCGGCACGAGAGGCUCGUCGAAAGAACGUCAGCUCUGACGCAGGGCUGAAGUACAAUCCCAAUAAGCAGAUGCCUGUGCCCCCCGUGCCACCUCAACUCAACCUCAGGACAGACCCGCACACCAUCGACGACCCGCAGCAACACCGUCUAUCGUCGAGUGCCGGCGUCAUGACUCCGAGAAGACCAGUGCCGUCCAGUCGGGUGCCUCCACUGAAUCGCGGUGCGAGCGCUUCAGAUCUUCGCGGCGUGCCCGGAUCGAUGGCCACUUCCCCAGCCAUGCCCUCCACGCCAGACGGUCUCAUCCCGCCUACGCCUCUACAGAUGAGCACGCCCCGUGGCUUCGGCAAUCGCACUGCAUCGCAGCUCUCUCUCGCACCGAGCGGCUCCAUGCUUGACAUGCACGUCGCCGUGGGUCACGGCGGUCCCGCCUCGAGCAACAUAGGUGCUGGGGGCCACCAGACUCCAAACAUGCCUCUGCCCUCGCCCAUGGAUCUCGACCGUGAGCGAUCCCGCUCUUCAUCACCCCGCAACUUCUUUGGCUUCCCAGGCGAUGGAGAUGCCAGCCCAGCGAUGCGCCCAAGCUUCCAGCAGGACGAGCGCAGCGCAACUGGCCCGGCAGACCACCCUGGCGAACGCAGAGAUGGUGCGGCCACUGGUAAGAAGAAGAAAGGCCUGCGUGGCUUAUUCUCCAAGAUUUCGGGCUCGGCCAGCGGCAGCAACCCCAACAUGAACAACGUCUUCCAGCCUGACAAACGAUCCGACGGAUCUGGAAGCCCGGUUCAAUCAGCUCGGAGGGGAUCGAUGUCUGCAGACUCUGCGCUUGCGCCGCCUCCGGGGAUGGGCGGUCUCAUGGGUCGCGCAAGGAGGUCAACGUCGUCGCUACUGGGCGGACGAGACUCGGUUGAGCAGGUGCGCGACUUGUAUACGGAGCCUCCCUCUAUGCCCAAUCCGGACAGAUUCGAUAUGGGUCCGUUCCAGCCGCCGCUACCGCCGGAGAGAAAGCAGUCGAAGCUGGUCCCUGAAGAGAAUCGGGGCAUGGGCUUGCCACCAAUGCGGACCUCUUCGUCGUCAUCGUACGGCGCCCCGUUCCCACCUUCGCCCGCUAUGCCCCAUCACGGUGGUGCAUCAACCGCCUCGUCGAUGCGAGGAUCAGCACCGCAACCUCCUGCGCACGGUCAGCAGCAGCAACCAAGACAGCCAGUCAAUGGCAGCUCACCGAGCAACAGUCGUACGACUUCAAUGGCAAGCAUGCAGAGUCGUCUUGCACCUACGCCGCAACGCAAGCUCCCGACGAUCGAUGCCAGCCCAGGCACGGAGACGCAGCCUCUUGACGGUAUGGGCCGAGCUCGUAAGCAAGCGCGAGGCAGCGGCAUCGAUCAAGCCAGCGUCCGAUCCGCGAGAACGCAGACCACUGAAGCCUUUGGAGACGGAAGCAGGCAACGUCCAGAGUCUCGCACCUCUGUCGCUGACUCGAGGCGGUCACGCUUGUCGGUAGCAUCCAAGCCGCCAUUUGACUCGCUGCCCUUGCGCAACAGCAGCAGCUUAAUGCAGACGCCGUCCUCCUCGCCGCCGAUGCCGCAAGGUGAUGGAGCGGCAGGAAGGCCCAGCCUCAGUAUGCCCCCGUCACGACCACAGAGGAGCCCGCGCAGACAGGAGAGCAAUUCGAGUCACAGCACGGCGGCCACCGCCAACCAGCAAGCGACGUCGCAGCCAUCGGUGCAGCCCGCUCUCCCUCAGUCUCGCUCCUCGGCCUUCCCGCCGCCGCAGCAACGCUUCUCAUCAGUUCCCGCGGGCGCGCAGCCGUACAUGCAACCCAUGUCCGUCGGUAUGCCCAGCCGCAACUUCAGCGGUGGCUUCACUCCAGAGAUGCGACAGGAGCUUGCGGGCCAGCAACCGCAGCACGAGUCUCACGAUGCCACGAUUUCCGCCCGCCGCGGCAGCUCGGGCACGGGUGCUAGCAGCAAGGCUGACAAUCGCAAAAGCAAGCUCCUCAGGCUGCCAUUUGGAUUCAGUGGCAAGAACAAGAAUCGGUCGUCGUCGCUUCUGCAGCCUGUCGACGGUGGCAGCCGUGCCAACGAAGAGGCCCAAGCUUGGCCCCUUGCCCAACCGCAACAUCCCUACGCCGAACCUCAAGAGCAUCUAGCCAGUCCCGGCGGCGGCGGCGGCGGCGGCGGUCUGCGCGCCUUUUCCGCUCCCUUUGAAACGCAAUCGCUGCGCAGUCGUGCAAGCGCCAACGCCCUCAAUAGCGGAUUCGACGACUACGAUGACGAGCAGCGUGGGGGUGGCGCUACGACGCCUGGCCCAUCUCGCCCACGCAAGUCGAUGAAUCUGUUUGAGCGCCCAAGGGCUUUCAGCUCGGUAGGCAGAGGCGGAGAGGCGGACCUACCACCACGCUCGGCGAGUGCGCUGGGCAACCUACCCCUCUCUGGUUUUGUGAAGCAGUCGCGCUUCUCGAGGGCGGGGAAGAGCGGGGGCGGUAACUAGUCGCGCUCAUCCCAUCGUGCAGUUUUCAUUCCUUGGCGCUCCAUUGCAUCGCCUCCUCAUCUUCGACUUUCCCAGCACCCCCAACCUCCGACUGUACUUUCUCCUCUCUCUUCGUCGUGCCGGUACUCUUUUUCACGCCCCAUCUCUACUUCGACAAUUAAUUUGUAGACGCCGCCACGGCGCAGAGCUGCCCUUGAUCUGUAAGGACCGGUGACCU
Messenger RNA from Jaminaea rosea, 5961 nucleotides. RefSeq lists its product as hypothetical. NCBI's taxonomy places the organism in Eukaryota, Fungi, Basidiomycota, Exobasidiomycetes, Microstromatales. The transcript has a single exon. The coding region runs from base 138 to 5744 and encodes 1868 amino acids. The record is from RefSeq and is a predicted model, not a curated record.